Molecule: messenger RNA, 819 nt
Organism: Alosa alosa (allis shad)
Lineage: Eukaryota; Metazoa; Chordata; Actinopteri; Clupeiformes; Clupeidae
Product: 4-galactosyl-N-acetylglucosaminide 3-alpha-L-fucosyltransferase 9-like
Exons: 2
Coding region: 1-819 (272 amino acids)
Cellular component (GO): membrane
Molecular function (GO): alpha-(1->3)-fucosyltransferase activity
Source: RefSeq, a predicted model, not a curated record
AUGCCUUCAUCAGAGAAAAUGUUUCAAGAACCCAAACAAGCUAUCAUCUUUAAAUCCACUAAAACCACCAUUCUAUUAUGGUACUGGCCAUUUGGGGUGAAAGAUAAUCUGGAGGGUGAUGUGUGCCGUGAGAGGUUUGGUAUACAAAACUGCAUGCUGGUGGACAAUCAGUCCCAGUUCUCUAAAGCAGAUUUUGUCGUUUUCCAUCACUUGGAAGUUGGGCAAUGGACAACAAAAGUUGCCCUUGAACCUUAUACCUUAUUAUGUACCAUGUCCUACCGUUGUGAUGCAGACAUUUAUGUACCAUAUGGGAGUUUGAUCAAAGAAAAGGAUUUGGGGACUGAAGUUAAGGAUUUAAUUCCAAAGGGCAAAACUCAUUUUGCAUGUUGGGUGGUAAGCAACUUUUUACCAAACCAUAAGAGAACUGCUGUGUACAAAAAACUGUCAAAUAUAAUACCAAUUGUGGUGUAUGGCAAAGCAGUAGGUAACCGUCUAGAUGAUCAGAGUCUAUUACCGACCAUCUCUCGCUGCUACUUUUAUCUGGCCUUUGAGAACUCCAUCUACAGAGAUUACAUCACAGAGAAGUUCUGGUACAAUGCGUUCAUGGGUGGAGCAGUGCCUGUAGUUUUAGGGCCUCCACGGGAACAGUAUGAGGCUGUGGCACCAAAAGACUUUAAUUCCGUAGAGCAGCUUGGAGAAUUUCUGAAGAAACUGAUUGAGGAUAGGGAACGCUAUGUAUCAUACUUCAACUGGAAACUGAAGUACACAGUGCUGACAAACUACUGGAUUAGAAGCCUCUGUGGUGGAGAUUUGAGGUGA